Racocetra persica is the source of this 198-nucleotide messenger RNA. Lineage: Eukaryota; Fungi; Glomeromycota; Glomeromycetes; Diversisporales; Gigasporaceae. The record is from the annotation of a GenBank genome assembly.
AUGGAUUUAGAAGCCAAAGAAAUUGAAGCAGAUAAAAAAGAUAAAGAAGAAAAUACUAUAAAAGAAGCAGAGCAGAUAGCAGUUUCAUAUGGAUAUACUAUUUAUUGUUCAGAUAGAACAAUGCAAAAACUAGUGAUUAAUCGAGAAUCAGAAAAUAUAAUAAAAGACUUAAUGGAAAACCUUCAAGAAGAUCUAGAA